AUGUAUAGCCCGAGAUUUCUUUUCUCAAGCACCCCUCAACAGUCUAUUGAACAACGCAACACGCAAGAAGGACAGGGUCCAGAUGAUGGGUCUACUAUUGACAUCAACUAUGGCACUAGCCUUGUAAAAGGCGUGCACCCUGACUUUCGAGUCAUGAGGAAAAGUCACCGACUCUUCGUGCAAGCCUGGCCCUCAAAUGGUAAAUUUUGGCGCAAAGAAAACCCCACUCCGGCUGAUAUGAAAUUCAUUGGCCUCAACCCAUCAGAGUUACUGGUUCAACGAUCAGCGUCUCAGAAGGAGGAGGAUGCAUUUGCACAGCAACUGCGACUCAUUGGUGCUCAGGAGUGGGAAGAUGAAGAGAGAUGCGAAGAGCAGUAUUACAGUGAGGGUGAAUUAGUUGGCCUACGAAAAUAUUAUCAAUCAAUCUAUGGCUGGCCAUCCAACGGCAAGGGUCUCUGGGUUUAUAAGUAUAAUUCACUCCCCCGGCUCCAACCGCGUGGGCUGCUGGAAGCUUUGCGUGAUGUCCAGGAUAUGGAUGAGCAAUGUGCUAUCCUGGAAAAAUGGCAAGCGACAUUCUAUGAGGAUCCGAGUGACUAA
Molecule: messenger RNA, 597 nt
Organism: Aspergillus fischeri NRRL 181
Lineage: Eukaryota; Fungi; Ascomycota; Eurotiomycetes; Eurotiales; Aspergillaceae
Exons: 1
Coding region: 1-597 (198 amino acids)
Source: RefSeq, a predicted model, not a curated record